Suricata suricatta (meerkat) is the source of this 629-nucleotide messenger RNA. RefSeq names its product ubiquitin-conjugating enzyme E2 C. Bases 1 to 519 code for a protein of 172 amino acids. The record is from RefSeq and is a predicted model, not a curated record. The transcript has a single exon. NCBI's taxonomy places the organism in Eukaryota, Metazoa, Chordata, Mammalia, Carnivora, Herpestidae.
AUGGCUUCCCAGAACCGCAACCCAGCCGCCACCCGCAAAGGAGCCCAGCCCAGCGGGGGCGCCGCCCGGGGCCCUGUGGGCAAGAGGCAGGAGCUGAUGGCCCUUAUGAUGUCUGGUGACAAAGGAAUUUCUGCCUUCCCUGAAUCAGACAACCUUUUCAAAUGGGUGGGGACCAUCCAUGGAGCAGCUGGCACAGUGUCCGAGGACCUGAGGUAUAAGCUCUCCCUGGAGUUCCCCAGCGGCCACCCUUACAACGCGCCCACUGUCCAGUUCCUCACGCCCUGCUACCACCCCAACGUGGACACCCAGGGGAACAUCUGCCUGGACAUCCUGAAGGACAAGUGGUCUGCCCUGUAUGACGUCAGGACCAUCCUGCUGUCCAUCCAGAGCCUGCUAGGAGAACCUAACAUCGAUAGCCCUUUGGACACGCAUGCCGCUGAGCUCUGGAAAAACCCCACAGCAUUUAAGAAGUAUCUGCAAGAAACCUACUCAAAGCAGGUCUCCAGCCAAGAACCUUGACUGUCUAGCCUCCUCCUUGUGUUGUCUUUUUAUUUUCUUUUUAGAUGGUCUGUCUUUUCCUUCGUUUCUGCCUAGGACUCUGUAUUUUAAACUGUGGUGUCAUUUUUGUU